UGCAAUAAAUGACUGUCAAAAACCACCACGACCACGUCAAUGUCAAUGAAUAUAGCAAAGUUGUCACUUGUGGAACGAUAACGAUAUCAUUUGUUUUGCUUUUGUGAUCAUGGACCUAUGUGUGAUAAGUGAUAACGAUAAGUAAGUAAGAGCAAGUCAGAGUUUAUGUGCCUACAGCCUAAAGUGGUUAUCAACAAAAUUCGACAUAAAGUAGUUAAUUUAAUAACAAAUAAUGCACUACUAAACAAUAAAAUACUAUUUAUUUUUAUGAAUAUGUAAGUGUCGGAAAGGUACAUGGAAAACACACAUGGUGACCUACGGACGGUCCACUAUAAAACCUAGCAAGUGAGACUUUAUUUAAAAAAGAGAAGUCUAGAAAAUAUAAAAAUGGCAAAACUAUAUGUAUUAUUAUCUCUUAGUUUAUCUAUAUUAGCUAUUAGCGAACAAAAAACUCCAAUAGUCAUAACAACCUGGAAUUUCGUCAAUUCCACAAUUACCGCUUGGAAUGUCCUGAAGCAAGGAGGUUAUUCUCUUGAUGCAAUUGAAAAAGGAACAUCAAUUUGUGAAGAGCAGCAGUGUGAUGGAACUGUAGGUUAUGGGGGAAGCCCUGAUGAAGAUGGCGAAACUACACUUGAUGCCCUUAUAAUGGAUGGGAGAACAAUGAAUGUGGGUGCAGUUGCAGCGCUAAGACGAGUAAAAAGUGCCGCCUCAGUAGCCAGGCGCGUAUUGGAACACACAAAGCAUUCCAUACUGGUUGGGGAGUUAGCUACCAAGUUUGCUGUGCAAAUGGGAUUCCAUGAGGAGACCUUGACAACUUCGAUUUCUAAAAGGAUGUGGCUCAAAUGGUACUAUAAGGAUCACUGUCAACCAAACUUUUGGAUGAAUGUUUCACCUGAUCCGAGCAAAUUUUGUGGACCAUACCGAACUACAGAUGAUUUUACUCACAAGAAUUAUGACUGGCUUCCUUUGACAAAGAUUGAUAGAUUCAACCACGACACAAUUGGCAUGGUCGCCAUUGAUAAUAAGGGUGACAUAGCAGCAGGUACAUCAACAAAUGGUGCCAAAUUUAAAAUACCUGGAAGGGUCGGAGAUUCUCCCAUCCCAGGCUCGGGUGCUUAUGCAGACAACACUGUAGGUGGCGCCACUGCUACCGGCGAUGGUGACGUCAUGCUCAGAUUUUUACCCAGUUUUCUAGCCGUGGAAGAAAUGCGUCGCGGCGCAUCGCCCACGGAAGCCGCAAGGACAGCCAUAAACCGGAUAGCCACCCACUAUCCCAACUUCAUGGGCGCUGUGAUAGCGAUGAACAUGGACGGUGCUUACGGCGCCGCCUGUCACGGCCUUGGCGAUGUGCCAUUCCCCUUCGUAGUGCAAGACAUCUCCAUGGAUCAAUAUAAAAUAGAAACAGUCAAUUGUUCCUGGCCCUUAAAUUGAUUAUUUUUAAAAAUAUAUUGAUGUGAAAGUAUA
Messenger RNA from Bicyclus anynana (squinting bush brown), 1464 nucleotides. Its product is annotated as N(4)-(Beta-N-acetylglucosaminyl)-L-asparaginase. The transcript is spliced from 6 exons. NCBI's taxonomy places the organism in Eukaryota, Metazoa, Arthropoda, Insecta, Lepidoptera, Nymphalidae. Gene Ontology annotation, molecular function: N4-(beta-N-acetylglucosaminyl)-L-asparaginase activity. Gene Ontology annotation, cellular component: lysosome. Gene Ontology annotation, biological process: protein deglycosylation. The record is from RefSeq and is a predicted model, not a curated record. The coding region runs from base 388 to 1431 and encodes 347 amino acids.